GCAGGGGGAGGGUAGUCAAACCUUCCAUGAUUGAAUCGUGAGCACUGGUUUGUGGUAUGAUGCUGGAAAAAUGCUGCUUGUUAUGCCUUUCAUGGCUAACAAUUUUGGUCAAGCAGAUUCCUGACUGUGCAUCGACCCUCUCCUUGAAGCGAGGCGGGCCUUUCGAUCGCUCUGCUCUCCUGAAUGAGGACUUCAUCGCUAAUCAGAGGGCUGUCAUUCUCCUUUGAUGCAAAUGAAACACAAGAGCUUGCAGAUGAGGUACUGAGCGUAAGCCAAGAAUUCAUUGCCCCAUCCAGUAUUUCGUUUCACCACCUUUCUGGCUGAGUCAGCCUACCUGAGGUUUGAACCGUGCCUUUUUUGGUGGGUUUUGUGGUUUUGUUGGUUUGGUUGGUUCGGUUUCGUUCUCUGGCCGGUUCAAUUCUCCUUCUUUACUAGCUUAAGGUGACUUGUGCAUAACCUGCACACACAGCGCCUCGACUCGUGCAAAAAAAAUCUUUCAGCUCCAGGGAGUGGGGAAGACCAUGGUCCCGGUCUUACACGCUGUCACCCGCCCAGCUUCGCGCCUCGGACGAUGGCUCUUUCGUGGGAUGCGGUUAGAGAGCACGGCUGGCUCCAUUCGUUCAGUACUGGGGCAAACCAGCAUCGAAAAGAGAGCGACAUCGCUGUCCCCCUUCAGUACUAGUACCUCUCAGAUCGAUCCUUUCGUCGCAGUGUGGAAAACAGACCGACCACCGACCCUCCGCGCGCGCUGCUUUCGCGUUGUUUCGCCGUGCAGCGGCUGAAGCAGUCGGUGGAAGCUGUCGAUGGAAGGUUGGUCAAAGCGGUCGGGAUCCUGUUGUGUGGCUGAUAGCACUGUCUGAAGACAACAAAACAUGCCAGAAUCGGCCUGAGGAUCAAUUUUGUCAUGGUCCUGAUGGUGGGCAUCUUGGCUUCUUUCCAUGCAUACUCGGUCUUUCCCAUUGCCGAGAAUAGUGGCAGCUUCGCCAACGUCUUGAACGGCUUUCUGAAGAUUUUCCGCUUGGAACUCCUGGGCGACUUCGAAUUAGCUGAGCUUGAAGGCUUGGAUGAGCAGGUGAAAGGCAAAUUCAAACAUGGUGUCUUCGAAGGUGAGACAGGAAAUUUCAACCAUGAGAAGUUCCACACCUGGCUUUGUAUGGAGUUCAUGGCCAUGAGCAUCGUGUUCACUGUGGCGAUGAAUGUCUACAUCGGCCUCUUGUCAGAGCUUUACGACAAGGCGGUCGAACGGAAGAAUGGGCUCUACAACCACUGGUUGGCUUCGACGGCCUAUCGCUUUUUAUGCCGCAGCGUGUGUUUAUGUCGCUUUGGUCGGUGUGUGCCCGAGGACAAAGGGCCUGGGCAGCACCAAUCUGGGCUCAUGUGGUUUGCAUAUGAAGAGGAUCAUUUGCUUGACGUGGCCACUUGAUUUCAACAUCAGGUGCCCCCUGAAACAACAUGCC
Durusdinium trenchii is the source of this 1457-nucleotide messenger RNA. NCBI's taxonomy places the organism in Eukaryota, Dinophyceae, Suessiales, Symbiodiniaceae. The record is from the annotation of a GenBank genome assembly.